Messenger RNA from Ceratotherium simum simum (southern white rhinoceros), 1077 nucleotides. It is a transcript of the gene CAPZA3, whose product is annotated as capping actin protein of muscle Z-line subunit alpha 3. Lineage: Eukaryota; Metazoa; Chordata; Mammalia; Perissodactyla; Rhinocerotidae. Gene Ontology annotation, biological process: barbed-end actin filament capping; actin cytoskeleton organization. The record is from RefSeq and is a predicted model, not a curated record. Gene Ontology annotation, cellular component: F-actin capping protein complex; cortical cytoskeleton. Gene Ontology annotation, molecular function: actin filament binding.
AUUGAGAGACUCAGAGCUUGCCAGACAACUUGUUUUCAUGGUUAGUCACAGUAAUCUUAAGCUUGAACUUUUAACACCUUGAUGGGAAAGGUGUCUCAUGGAAUGUUUUCUCAUCCUUUGAACACUCUUUAUUUCAGAAGCUUUGCUUCUGCCGCAACCAAAUAUGUCACUCAAGGUUCUGAGUAAGAAAGAGAAAGAAAGAGUAAUUCGCAGACUGUUAAUACAAGUUCCUCCAGGAGAAUUUUCAAAUGCCUUUGAUGAUCUCUGUCUGCUUGUCCGUGAUGAAAAACUCAUGAACCAUCAAGGUGAGUGUGCAGGCCACCGGCACUGCCAAAAAUAUUCUGUACCACUCUUCAUCGAUGGAAAUCCAGUCCUCUUGUCUCACCACAAUGUAGUGGGUGACUACCGAUUUUUUGACCAUCAAAGCAAACUUUCUUUCAGAUUCAACCUGCUUCAAAACCAGUUAAAAGAUAUCCAAAGUCACGGUAUCAUUCGGAAUGAGGCGGAAUACCUGAGAACUGUUGUUCUGUGUGCCUUAAAAGUGUAUGUGAAUGAUCACUAUCCAAAAGGAAAUUGCAAUGUGAUGAGAAAAACUAUAAAAAAUAAGGAGUUCUUAAUAGCUUGCAUUGAGAGUCACAACUAUGACACAGAUUGCUGGAAUGGCCUUUGGCAAUCUAAAUGGAUUUUCCAAGUACAUCCAUUUCUAACCCAAGUAACGGGAAGAAUUUUUGUGCAAGCUCACUUCUUUGAAUGUGUCAACUUUCAUGUUGUGAUCUCCAAGGACCUGAAAGAAAGCUUGGAAAUAGUCAACCAAGCUCAGCUGGCUCUAAGUUUUUCGAGGCUUGUGGAGGAGCAAGAGAAUAAAUUUCAAGCUGCAGUAUUUGAGGAAUUACAGGAGUUAUCGAACGAUGUCCUCAGAAAAAUCAUACGAAGAGAUCUUCCAGUGACCCGCACUCUUAUUGACUGGCAGAGGAUACUCUCUGACUUGAGUCUGGUGAUGUAUCCUGAAUUAGGAUAUGUCAUCUACUCAAAAAGCGUGUUAUGCAACUGCAUAAUAUAAACGAUUGCUCCCGGUAA